UCCAACACUGUCAAAAAUUUUAAGAUGGCGGCUGGCGAGGCGGUGGAACUUAGUCAACUUCAGAUACCUCAUUUGGAGAAUCUCAGGUCUCAGCUUGAAGAGGAAGUAAAACUGCUGGGAGAUUCCAUGAGCCAGCUAAAGAUCGCCCAGCAAAAGUUUGGAGAUUCGAAAGAAAAUGUCAAGAAACUUAUUAACAAGGAGUCAGGAAAACCUAUUCUGGUACCACUUACAAGUUCUAUGUAUGUUCCUGGGACUCUUGAAAACACAACAUCAGUUUUAGUAAACAUUGGAACUGGUUAUUUUGUAGAAAAGGGGUUAAAGGAAGCUGAGGAAUAUUUUGGAAGAAAAGUGGAUCUGGUGACUAAACAGCUGGAACUACUGCAACCUAAAUUAAUAGAAAAACAUAAAUUAAGACAAGCUGUUCAGGAUAUGCUCAGUGCAAAAGUUCAAGCUCAAGUCCAAGCACAGUUAGGAGCCAUUCCAGCAAAGACUUAGAUAGUCACAUCAACAAAACUUAUUUGUCUUAAACUUUCGAUCAAUGCUUAGGGGUAGAUGUAAGCUGGAGUACCUUGGAAUGAAGGAGUUCUAUGUAACUCUUCUCUUCUGGGCUGUGAUAAGAAUGUUUAAUGUGUUUCCCCUUCUGAUGUGCUUACUCAACAUGUAUAACAUAAACUCUGCAAGUUCUGGUUUGGUACUUUCUUUUGCGUUCACAUUUUGCCGCAGGUAUAUUAUUUUUAACCCUUCGAAUGUGUGAUUUGCAAUUCUCCCAUCAAGUUGUUGUACAUUUCCUUGUUAAUUAGUAAUGAGAAUUUGGUGUUACAUCUAAUUCAAGCAAAUAUCCUGAAACUGUUAAGUUUAAGAGAUCUCGCUACCUAUCUACUUGACACUGUAAUGAUAUAGUAAGGAAAAGUAAAAAUGUUAAUCACUUCUUGUAGUUGAAGGAUUAAAUAACUCUUAUAAAAGGUUUUUAGAUGAUUGAAAUUUGAUCAAUUAAAUAAGUGAUCAUUUAUGAAGUCAUGCAGUUAAAUUUCAUAAGCUGCUAGAGUGAAUCAGUAUACCUUGUUCACUAUAUGCUAAUGAGUUUGUCACAAAAUGAUAUUGUGAAGAACAAUUUAGAACAGAUUUGAACACAUCAAUCCCUCAAGUGUGAAAUAGGUCACAAGAAUAUUAGGCGCAUGUUGGAAUGUACUAGACUGUACAAAACAAGUGUUAUUCUAGUUGAGGACAAGCCAUGAACAUUCUGUGGUGCCAAAAGGUAAUAGAUAUGCAUGUAUAUGUGUAGGUCUUUUGAAUAUACUUUCCUUUUUGUUUAUUUUUGUUACUUUACAUCACUACCACCCUACAAAAAAUCACCACCCUUUGCAGCAUUGGUUGAUUGAAUAAAUGUUCACAACUUUUCUUAAUUGUUCAUCUGAUUAGCAUGUAGUGAAAAUUCAUUAGUAUAUAUUAACAAACAGGUUAUACAAAUUUACUCAACUGGCUUCUGCUUAGAUCAUCCCAAUAUCAGAAAGGAGAAUCUUGACAGAGCAUGGAUUGAUUUAUCUUCACUGUGUGUUGCUAUGGAUGACAUUCUUUACAAAUUUAACCACUGUAAAAGAACAACUAGAGUUUACAGGUAAUAUUUGGUAGAACCCAGAAGGUUUUAACUUACUCUCAUCAAAUCGUUUUUAUUUAUUAGACUCCUGUAGACCAAGUAGUGGACUUUGUAAGAUCAUCAAGUUAGAAUGAUUUUUAAGUGUGUGCAAAGUUUGGUUUCCUGAAAUGGUGUUGACAGGUGCAGGCCAAUUUGCUAUUUUUCUUUUCUUUUUAGUUCUUUCGUUUUAGCAGGUUAACCAACAGUGUAAGACAUGAUCAGAAGUAAGGCUAUCAAUGCCAGAGUUUACUUGUUUGUGAAAAGCACAACAACACAGUGAUAUGCUAGUUCUAUGUGCCAUAUGAGCUUUAUUACAUUAGGUGUUCAUGCAGUGUAAUAUGAAGAAUUUAGAAACUGAAAU
Pocillopora damicornis (cauliflower coral) is the source of this 1994-nucleotide messenger RNA. RefSeq names its product prefoldin subunit 5. Gene Ontology annotation, cellular component: prefoldin complex; cytoplasm. Lineage: Eukaryota; Metazoa; Cnidaria; Anthozoa; Scleractinia; Pocilloporidae. Gene Ontology annotation, biological process: RNA polymerase I assembly; protein folding; RNA polymerase III assembly. The record is from RefSeq and is a predicted model, not a curated record.